Messenger RNA from Pseudophryne corroboree (corroboree frog), 8514 nucleotides. RefSeq lists its product as uncharacterized. Bases 6440 to 7852 code for a protein of 470 amino acids. NCBI's taxonomy places the organism in Eukaryota, Metazoa, Chordata, Amphibia, Anura, Myobatrachidae. The record is from RefSeq and is a predicted model, not a curated record. Gene Ontology annotation, molecular function: DNA binding. The transcript has 14 exons.
CAGGACACAGAGUUUCCUCCCUCUGUCUGAGAGAAGCUGCUGCUGCUGCUGUCUCGACUCAUGAAACAGUGAGUGACUCGAAUCAUUCAUACUUCCUUAUGAUUCCAGUCACUGUGUUGAGACAGAGAGUCAGUAGCCAUCUCUAGCUAACAGUCCAGACGUUUUACACAAGAGGAAUAGGAGACAAAUUUACAAGAGCGGUAUAAGCUGCAAAAUAUUACAAGCCAGAUGGUUUGGCGUACAUGUGAAGCUUGGGCAUUGGCAGACUCUUCGGAUGUUAAGAGGCUCUUCACCAAACAUCUAGCACAUACCAACUUGACAGUAGAUCGACAUCAUAGGGAAAAGACAUGACAGAAUAUGUCUUGGCUCAAGACUGGUCACCCAGCUUGGAUAUGUGUAAAUCGGUUGAGACACAAAGCAGUUCAAGGGAAGGACUACAAGACGGAAACUCUAUAGAGACUCUAGAAAAAUGACUUGCAGAACCUGCUAAGAGGUCCCUGUAAAUGUAAAACAGAACAACACAAGUUGACUGCAAAUGCAGAUCACCAUACUAUUGGCAUCAAGUAGAAUACAAUGGAUAGAUCAUCGGAACAAGAAGAGGACCGAAAAGAGUGGACUGUCCUCAAUGCGUCCCUGACCACACCGCUGAGGCAGGAGGACCAGGGCUCCACGGCGAUGUUGGUGGCCCACCCGACCCAACACGGACCAAGGAGUCUAACUUGUGAGUCGGAUGGCUCGCAGUGAAACCCCGUCAAAAUGACGUCCACUUUUUGACCUGACUUCCAGGAUCUUUAGUUUCUUCUAUGGAGUAGAAGACACUGGGUCUUCACUAGGACACCUGGAGCACUUUGGCGCUAUUUGCAGUUUUACUGUACCAGCUGUGUACUUACAUGUGCAUGGCUUAAUAUUUGAGACAAGUGUAUGCUACUGGUAGGAUUAACCAGGAAGAUUUUGGUGUCGGCGAUAUUGUUAGUUGCGGUGAAUGUGAGAGACGGUACAGCCAAUUGUCAAAAUCAUGCUCUGUCCCAUGCUCAGUCUACCCCAUCUGGCACCCCUGUCUGUUUGCCCCUCACCUUUAGAAUGUAAGCUCUCAUGAGCAGGGCCCUAUUCCCUCAUGUGCUUAUCCUUUUCUUACUCUAAUAAUCCUCAACUGCUCAACUCCUGCAGUUUUUAGCCACCUUGAUAGUUAUCUCUGUGUCAUCUGCCGAUAUAGCUAUGUUUAUUUACACUGUACUUGUCCUAUCUGUCUUCAACUGUAAGUCACUGAUUUCCAGUUUUGAGUAUGUGCAUAUGUACUCUGUCAUUGGGUGCUGUGGAACCCUUGUGGCACCAUAUAAAUAAAGGAGAAUAGGGGUAAAUAGGUUUUUAAACACACUAAAUGAUCAGAGGAUCUAAAAUAGAAAAGCCAAUGGCAAGGUAAAACAAACCCUAAAAUGUAUUAAAUACAUAAACAGCAAAAGAGUGAAGGAGUAUAGGCACUUUAAAAGACAAGUUGGGCAUCCUAAUCAAAGACAGGAAUGACAUAGCAGAAAAAUAAAACCGAUCGGCAGCUUAAAGAUAAACUGAUAGUAUUUUAUCUGGAAGCUGUGCUCAUUUCAUGCAGACUGACAGUCUGCUACCACUUUGGGCAGAAAAUUGGCUCCUGAAAUGAAGGCAUGCUGCCACCUUUUUGGGGGAGCUAUGAAGCCAGGAUUUGUUGGAUCUGUGGAGGCUGGCUUGCACAAGUCCAUGGGUUAUGCAGCCAGCCAAUGGUGAUGCUGGUGAUCUGAUGCUGUGUCAUAGGAUGCAGCAUGGAUUACUAGAGUAAGCAGGAGGCAGCGCCAUAUUGGUGCUAUUGCAAGCAGCAGCGACGGCAACUCCAUUCUUAUCUGAAUCGGGCCCUCUGUUUCCUUCUCACUCCAGGUGAACUCCAAGUUUUGACCUCUCAUUAUUAGAGUGGCUCAGAACAGUUAUUUCAGCAUGCUAUGUAUACUUAUAUCCUUGGAUUUUGUACAGGACAUGGAAAAAACAAUGGAUUACUUUAAGAAACUUAAAGAAAUGGGACAGGCACACCAGACAGUGGCUAAUUAUAAGUCUCAACAAGUUUUAUAUGGCAGAGCAGCACCGAGACAAGUGGCAAAACCAGAUGUCAUGAAUUGCGUCCACACAUGGAAUAAAGUAAAGACCAAGAGAGCUGUCCAGAAAGGUGGAGUUAUUUGACUGCCAUGGAGAAUAUAAGUGCCAAAAAGGCAUAAAGCCAAUUCUGAUAAGUCCCAGUAGGAUGCCUUUGAUUUAGUCUUUCAAAAGAUCAACUACCUCUUCCAUUGAACCAUCCGUAAAAAAGAUGUCUCAUAGGAGAUAAUUUUGAAUAAGUAAGACUCAAGUCUCCCCUUCAUCCCCAGCACUCUGUAUCCUGUGUCAUCCUCUUUACUAGUUUCUACUUUAGGAAUUUAUCCUUUUAAUAUUUAAUUAAGAAUUGUGACUGAAAAGAUUUUUUUUUUCCUUUCAGUUAUGUCUAUUUCCAGAAAAUUGGGCCCAUGUUCUUCCCAAACAAUGCACAGGACAGUAUAUAGUUAAUUUCAACAGGUGAAAUGUUUCCAAUGACUUGGCAAGAUUCCACCAAAGGUGGGUGAAGAGGACUUGUAUGUAACAGAACUACAGUAUAUUGAUUGAAUUUCAUAAAUGGGAGUGAGUUUAUCAUCUGGGAUAAGCAACUUAUUGUAUUCAUACUAGUUAGCAUUUCCCAUAUUUCAAUAUUUUCUAAAUUAAAUCUGACACCUGUGACAAGCCAGAAAAUGUUCUGUCAUGGAAACCUGUGUCAUCUUGGUAAACAGCUGAUGAUGAGGAUAUUUGCAAGGUAUGUGGGAAGCAAAGAAACCAACAUGGAAAGGUUUUAAAUUAUUCAAUCUGGUGACUGAAUCCUGUAUGGUAAACAACCAUUGCAUCUGAGGAACAAGCUCAGCAAUUGUCAAGGUAAAUACUAUAUAUUAGGUGGAAAUGCACUAGAAAUUUAAUACAGGUUGAGUAUCCCAUAUCCAAAUAUUCCGAAAUACGGAAUAUUCCGAAAUACGGACUUUUUUGAAUGAGCGUGAGAUAGUGAAACCUUUGUUUUCUGAUGGCUCAAUGUACACAAACUUUGUUUAAUACACAAAGGUAUUAAUAAUAUUGUAUUAAAUGACCUUCAGGCUGUGUAUAUAAGGUGUAUAUGAAACAUAAAUGAAUUGUGUGAAUAUACACACACUUUGUUUAAUGCACAAAGUUAUAAAAAAUAUUGGCUAAAAUGACCUCAGGCUGUCUGUAUAAGGUGUAUAUGUAACAUAAAUGCAUUAUGUGCUUAGAUUUAGGUCUCAUCACCAUGAUAUCUCAUUAUGGUAUCUAAUUAUUCCAAAAUACGGAAAAAUCCGAUAUCCAAAAUACCUCCGGUCCCAAGCAUUUUGGAUAAGGGAUACUCAACCUGUAUAAUUAAAUAGAAUAAUACAAUCCAUAUUCCCUCCCACAUGUACACGCACACACUCAUGUUAGGGUUUUUUUUUUUGGUGGGGGGGGGAAACCAAAUAACCUACCAGUAUAUUCUUGGUUUGUGGGAGGAAUCCGGAGUACCCGGAGGAAAACCAUGCAAGUACAGGGAGAAUAUACAAACUCCACACAAGCCCAUGUUGGGAAUGGAAGUUAUCAUUGGUAACAAAUUCUACAUUAUACAUCAAAAUAGACCAAUUCACUUUAUGAAUUUAUUUUUUCACACCUGUAGAGUAUUGUCUGUGUUUUGUACUGUGUUUUAUAGUCGUGCUCUUCAAUUUUCUUCAGGUGUUUUUUGUUUUUUAAAUUCUACAGGAAGUUUCCAGGCAAGGGCUCCAGAGAAGGCAAGUUGACCAAUGACUGGAUAUGGACAAGGAUAUCCUGAGAGAAACAUAUCAGCCAAUGCCUGCUCUAUCUCAGCUGCUGACUGCAUUUGCUAUUUGCUGGAGUAUAUCCCAUCCAGUUAUUUCACCAUAAGGAAUAUGGCCCAUAAUGAUUUCAGAACAUCCAAGUUGUGGACAACAGACCCAAAUGGAAGCUAUCAUUGGAAAUUUCCAGGCGAGGGAUCCAGAGAAGGCAAGUUGUCGACACCCAAACAAUCAUUGGUCAAGGAUAUCCUGAGAAUGAGGAACAUAUCAGCCAAAUGAAAACCACAGCAACUAAUAUAAAACAUGACAAAAGAGGCAUUUUCUUUAAAUUAUUAAUUUUCUUCUAACAUUAAGCACUUGUGUUUUCUACUUUCUGAUAGGGCAACUUCUGUUAUUACUGGUGGCCACAGAAGACCUGAUCUGAGGAAGAACUUCUAUUUAAUUAUGAUAUUAAGUUAUCUUUUGGAGGGAUAUGAGCAGACUUGGCAUGGCUGAAUGCUUUGGAGUCAAAUCUCUGCAGUAAAAUUUAUGGCAGGAGAUGCAGUGCCUCACCUUGCAAUCUUUUCUGCACCGUUCCGAUCAAAACUUGCAAUUUCCAGGGUAGUUAUAUGGCAUCACAAAGGAUCCACAGUGUCUGUUAAAGGUACAUAUCCAAAUGAGCAAAAUAAGAAAAUGUGCUAGUAACAUUUUACUAGAGUUUUACUAGACAUUGCUGGAACUUUUUUCAGCAAAAUAUUUUCUGUAAGGUCUUAUUAUCCCAACCUAGAAAAUCAGUGUGAACGGUGUUUUUUUGUUCAGUAUGUAAGAUAGGUCAGACUCCUGUGUGUCUGCCUCUUUUGAAUAUUUAAGAUAAGACUGGGCCCAUCUGUACCUUGAUGCUAAUUGUAGUAGUGUUUUUCAAUCACUUAUACAGUAAAACACCUUUACUUCUGGUGGCAAAAAUUAGACACUUUAAAAUGUAAAGUUUUUUUGACAUCUAUGCUUUAAGUUCUACCCUUGACUAUCUGCUUUUUCUUCAAUAGAACAAAUUCCAGAUUCAAUUUUAUUUGUAAAUUAGCUCUGUGUAACCCAAUCAGUCUGCUCUUAACUGUGACUGAGUUGACACCUUUCAGCCAAUUACCCUACCAAUACAUUGUUUGUGUGGAGACAGCAGUUGACAAAAUUGUUUAUGGUUUUUCUUGUAUAUACAAUCCAACAUAAAUGUGUAGCAAAGCAGAUAGACAUUAUAGGAAGAGAACUCUACAAGACAUAUGUAUUUGGAUUAAUUGUUAUAUUACAGUUUCUACUGUCAUUUCCUUACAAUAAAACUUUUUUUUUUUUUUAUAUUUAUUCAACUAAUGAGUGAGACCUAGUUUGUUCAACUUUCUAUACUUAAUGUUUGGACACUUUCUGACCAUGUUUUCUGUAGAAGGAUUUUGUUCCUGAAGAGAUUUAAAAUCGCAGGUGCUCUUGCAAUCCAAUAUCAUGUCUGAGUGUAUACAUUCAAUAUCCUAGCAGUCAGGAUCCCAGUGCAUGAGAUACUUGCACCAAAAUAACAACACUUCGGAUUGCUGUUUAUUGAAGUGUUUCAGGCAUAACAUGGAUAUACAGUGCAGUAUAAUGCAAUCGGGGAUUAUAUUGCUGUUUUAUAUUAGUGUAUGGUUUGGCUGACUGAUCUCCUGACUGCCGGUUAGCUUGGACAUCAGGAUACUGGCAGGGAGGGGCGAGUGCAGCAAGCCCUUUGCGGGCUUGCUGCAGGGCCGGCUCUACCAUUAGGCAGCUUUAGGCGGCUGCCUAGGGGUGCCAGCUCCUGGGGGGCGCCACUGAAUUCAUCUAGCAAAAAACUGAAGGCUGUCUCUGUAUGCGGCCUCCUCCUUUUACACCGCGUUGGCUGCUGCUGUGGGUCUAAUCAAGUGUAGCUACCACUAUCAGGCUGUACCACAUAGUGUCUCAGUGCUUCCUCUGCGCCGACAUGAGUAACAAGUCAUGUGAAGGCACAUAGGAUGUGGAUGUAACUAUGGCUCCCGAGGGGCACCCCCAUGGCUGCUCCUAAUAGCCCUGAUGCACCUCCUGCAGGGGGCACCGGGUUGAAGCUUUGCCUAGGGUGCAUAGAUACCUUGCAUCGGCCCUGGCUUGCUGCACUCGUCAUGCUGCAGGCUCAGUGGCAACCUGUGGUCGCCACAGGUUCUAGUCUGACUCUAUGGGUUUGUGGAAAUAGUACCUGUUGGUCAGCAUGCCAACCAUCGAGAUAGUGAGGGGGUGGGAUUUUUGGAGAGGUCAUGUGACCGUCGGUCUGCUGACUGCCACUCACCUGAAUUUCUAUGAGGUAUAUAAUGGAUAAUAUACAGUAUAAUUCAUAUCAGGCAUUACAUAGGUGUGUAUUACAGUAUAGAAAGGGGGCCAAUUUAUCAAACGAUCCUUAUGUUUUUUUUUAUUAUUAAAUUUUACCAAGGAUGAUUGCAUAUUGCAAUGCAAUCUGGAUGCUAAUAUAGUACCCAGAUCUCAUUGCAAAUGCAAUCACUGCUAAAUAAGCCCCAAUAAAGACUGAGGAAGAGAAAGUAGUUUUUUUUUUUUUUUUAUCUUUUGGUUCUAGGGGGAUGGGUGCAUUCUUUCAAGCACCUUAUAGCUCUCUGAAAACAUGUACAAGUUUCAUUUUCAUCAUGGGGAACAAGAAAAGAAAACCCAAAUGGACUGUGACAGUGCGGAAGAAUAUGCACACAGCUGGAAUGUAUUCCAAGCAUUCUAUGCGUACACCAUUAAUAAAGGGUUUCAGGAAUUAUUUGGUGAAGACAUUGGAAGUGUGCAACAGCAAACAAGAGGUGGAAAAUGUUGCACGGUAUUUGUAUUUCAUGGACCCACAAAAAGCUUCCAUGGAGUUUGUGGAGAACAUAGAAAAAACUAAUCUCUACUUCACAAAGCUUGGAGAAACAGGUCUCUGUAGCCAAACACAAUUUAAUUAUUUAAAAAGUAUACGGAGAUUUAUACAAUAUCAGACAACAGCCACCAAUCUUGGAGCAACUGAUCCACAGCUAUUUCAAGCCUGCAGACAUUUUCUUAAAGUAAUCAAUGCAAUUCAGAAAAAACUGUGUAAAGGUGUAUCGAGGGAAAAGGUCAUCAAAAAGUACAAAAGAUUGACAAAAGAUCCAUUGCAGCCACUGGAUUGUAAUCAGCUACUAGAUGUUGCAAAACCAGAUUUCCUGAAUUGCAUCUACAGGGCUGAUAUCGGUGAUAAACUGUUGGUCAAAGAUAAGAUCUGUAUUCUGUACUAUCUAGAGGCAUUACUUAUCUUGAAACACCUCCAAAGACCUGGAGUGGUUGCUAAUAUGACUGUUGAGGAAUGGCAUGAACGGGUUCGUCACACCUUCACAUCAGAAUGUAUUUCCGAAAUCCUUGUUAUCAUAGGAGUUAAAAACCAUAAAACUGCUGCAAAUCAAGUGGAGACGUUUGCGCUCACAGAAGAAGAAGAAAUGUGGUUCAAAACUUAUUUUGAUGUGGUACGGCCUUCAUUAGUAAAAGAAGAUAAUCCCCAAGAAGCAUUUUUUAUAUCAACAUCGGGAAAUAAAAUAUAUAAAGUUUCUAACGACCUUCGUCACUUUCAUGUAAAGCAUAGACUGCAAAAUAUUACAAGCCAGAUGGUACGGAGGGCAUGUGAAACUUGGAUUUUAUCUCAGUACUCUGAUGUUCAGAAGAGUCUCUUUGCCAAAUAUCUGGGACAUACCAACUUGACAGCAGAUCGACAUUAUAGGGAAAAGACAUUACAUAACAUAUGUCUUGGCUCAAGACUGGUCACCCAGCUUGGAUAUAAGAGUGAAGGAGUGGACACACAAAAAAGUUCAGGGGAAGAACUUCAAGACCAAUCAUUGUCACAUUGGCAUCACUGUAAAAAAGAAAGGAAAGAUCGACACUAUAAGAAGAGAGUAAAGAAUAUAAUCAGGGCAUUCCCAGCACAGCGCCCAUCAAUUGUCAAGUUAACAAAGUACAUAAAAAAAAAAAAUGGAAAUUUAGUGUAAAUGAGGUAAAACUUCUUGUGGAAACAUGGAAGCCCAGGCCAUUUCAGUGUUGGAAACACUGCAAGGAUUUGAAAAAACAUAUCCGCUUGCAGAAUUGGAAAGGGCUGAAAACUACCACAGAUAAAGAAAGUGGAAGAAAGAAAGUGAAGUCUAAGAGGGCUUUCCUUAAAGGGGAAGCAAUAUGUGACUUCCAUGGAGAACAGAUAAGUGCCAAAAAAGGCAGAAAAAUGCAAAAAAAUAAAAAGAACUGUCAUGACCUCUAUUUUUAUAAGGAUACAGAAGGCAAGUCAUGGUGUAUCAAUCCAUCCUGUACAUGCCACACUCGGACAUAUUCCAAAUUAAUGUGGAAAUCCAGUACAGAAUUUAAUGUGAUCCCAACAUACACAACCAAAUUUGGUAUUCUCCUCCUAGCUGCAGAAAACAUUCCAGCCAAUCAGAAUUUAAAAUAUUAUGUUGAAAAAUAGGUUGGCAAUAAUCAAUGUUAUCUUUUUAUUAUGAUUCUUUUUACUAUUGUUUGUCCUCAAACACUGGACUAAUGACAGGUCAGUUCUGCUGUGUAGCUUGAAUACAUAGAAAGCUUCGAAUAGUUCAGAACAAAUAACCACUCAAUUGUUUGCAAAGUGUAUGUCUUUAUGUAUGUAAAUAAAAUUAUAUAUUCCUUA